AUGACAAAGGCACUGGCCAAAAUAUCACACUUAUACAUUUCUUUCUUCUUAUUGACAUUUAAUUUUGCUGGAAUUGCUUCUACAACCAAAUGCGCCUCGUUACAUUUCGGAUGUCACAUCACGAUAAAUAUUAAGCAGAAAACGAUAGCAGACAUUUGCGCCAACAAAAUAUGCAAUUCAGAUGGUGAAACAAAGAAAAAGAGAAAGAAUAUGUCAUCAGGACAUACAAGGAUGACCCAAAGGACAUUUAUUACCAAUGAGAUCAGUGAUUCGAUCGAUCAAUUAAUUAGUAUAAAGUGGUAG
Loa loa (African eye worm) is the source of this 303-nucleotide messenger RNA. RefSeq lists its product as hypothetical. Bases 1 to 303 code for a protein of 100 amino acids. The record is from RefSeq and is a predicted model, not a curated record. NCBI's taxonomy places the organism in Eukaryota, Metazoa, Nematoda, Chromadorea, Rhabditida, Onchocercidae. The transcript is spliced from 3 exons.